AUGGAGAACCACAGGGCAAGCCAUGAGCGGGUCCAUCAGCAUCAUCAUCAUCAUCAUGAACAACAAGAGCCUCCUCCUCUGCCGUCAUCGUCCGAUACCACCACCACCACCACCACCACCGUUCAUGGACCACAGGGCACCACCACCACCACCACCACCACCACGGAUGGACAUGGAACUGUCCACACCGACUAUGGCGCGCAAUCAACUACCUUCACAUCUCCCACAUUGACUACCACUGCGCACAUGCCUGCGACCGGUCGCAUAUCGCCGAACCCGCCCACUGCAAACUCGUCGAGAACGGCUAGUCCUGCGAUCCGAAUUCGACGGCCAGCAAGUGGCGAAGGUCUUCCUCAUCCGCACCCUGAGCCAACACCAUCUGCUACCUUAUCGCCUGAAGACACCAUACAGGCCGGCCGCAGACGAAGUAGUUCAGAGCCGCGACCGCCCUCGACAGCCAUAUUCCACGAUGAUCCCUUACGGCGGCAGGUCACGGCCUCGCAUCCCGUGCUACAGCCUCUGUACGAGGAGAGAUCGAGUGCAGGAAACCUCAUACCAGGACAGGCCCCACCACCGGCGCGGGGACCCCGUCCGAGGCGCAUGCCCCUAGAUCGACAGCUAUCUGCCAUCAACAUCCGGCGAAAGGACCACAAGUCUCAGCAUGCCCAUGAGAAUACCAUGGGUCACAGUGUCGUCGACGUGCUCGAUGUCAUAGAUCCUGAGAUAUCAACCCUCACCACAUUGAACAAUGUCCAAAACUCGCUCUUCCUCCCCAACCUUCCAUGGCUCUACAAUCGCCAACCUACAUACGACCUUGCUCAAUCACCAACCAGCUCUUCGUCUGACGAAGAACUGGGCACGGUAGGUGAUGCCCGAGGGGGGGGAGGACAACUCCAAGACAGGACCGAGCCGGACGAGGCCGAACAAGGCGCCCGAGCACGCCUCUCCCGUACAAACACCAUUGACUCGAUCCUCUCCACCAUGGACGAAGGUCCCGGUCACCACUACGCCGUCCUCCCCCACGGCGCCUCCCUCCAAGGCUGGAGCGACGAAGAAAAGGCCGCGCUGGACGACCAUGUACGCCACCUUCUGCACUCCAAACGCGCACAAUUCAAACGCACAAUGCGCGGCUUUGGACGCUACAUGCGCAACCCACUUGGCUUCAUCGUAACCCUCUACUUCUUCCUCAUCACCUUUUGGGGCGCCGCAUGGGUUCUCUUCCUCAUCGGCUGGAUCUACGUGGGCGGCCGACAAGACUACUUUGUCGAAAUCGCCGACCAGAUCCUCACGGCUCUCUUCUGCGCCGUAGGCAUCCCCAUGUUCCCCUUCCGCAUCGUAGACACCUACCACAUGUCCUUUGUCGCCUACUACGCCCACCGCACCUGGCGGCUGCGCAAAGAACGCGGCCUCGGCGCCCUAAAAGACCACAACGAACUACCGAGCAUGCCGCAGUCAUCCGCCUGGGAAACAGGCGAAGCCGAAGACCAAGGCCUCGAAGUCCCCGUCCUCAGUGCGCCCGAGCAAAAAAAGCUAGAACACCACCAGGCCAAACUGGCAAAAUCCCACACGUUUUACCGCCCCCACGAAACCUACACCCACCACGCCUUCUCCAUCCGCCUCCUCAUCACCAUCAUCGUCCUGCUAGACUGCCACUCCAUGUUCCAGUGCGCCCUCGGCGCCACCACAUGGGGCAUCUACUACAAGGACCGACCCAAGGAACUCACGGCCAUUAUCCUCUCCUUCAGCCUCACCUGCAACAUCACCGCCGGCAUCCUCAUUGGCUGCGGCGACAAGCGCAGCCGCAAGAAGCUCGUUGUCGAGCAGAUUCUGCGCCAGGAAAUGACCGAGGAGGCGCUGCGCAAGUGGAGCAAGGAAAAGGGUCUCAAGGCCAAAGGCGUGCUCAGUCGCAAGCAGAGGGAGAGGCAGCGGAUUGCUAUCGAGGGCCAGAAGAAGAAUCCGCUGGAUACGAUUUUGCAUCGUGGGUAG
Plenodomus lingam JN3 is the source of this 1986-nucleotide messenger RNA. RefSeq lists its product as uncharacterized. The record is from RefSeq and is a predicted model, not a curated record. NCBI's taxonomy places the organism in Eukaryota, Fungi, Ascomycota, Dothideomycetes, Pleosporales, Leptosphaeriaceae.